Messenger RNA from Closterium sp. NIES-65, 1248 nucleotides. The record is from the annotation of a GenBank genome assembly. NCBI's taxonomy places the organism in Eukaryota, Viridiplantae, Streptophyta, Zygnematophyceae, Desmidiales, Closteriaceae.
AUGGUGGAUGACUCUACACGCGCUCGACUGGACUACCUAUGGGCCGCUGCAGUGGCUGAUAACGAUUGGGCGUUCCACACGUCCAAGUCGCCAGCCGUGCAGAACUUCGUGGAUGCGGCUGUUGCCUUCGGGAAACAAUACACCCUCCCAUCCCCCUUCAGGGUUUCUGGUGUUUUGCUUCAAAAACUGGUAGCGGAUACCGAGGACCUUGUAAGGCCCCUGAAGGAGAGUUGGAACACUAGCGGCUGCACCAUCUCCGUGGACGGCUGGACCUGCAUGAAGAGCCGUGGGCUCGUGUGUGUCAUAGCCCACAAUGACACGGCGCCUGUCAUCGUGAAGACCGUGGACUCCAAGACCGCGAAGAAGACGGGGGAGUACUUGGCCGGCCUCAUCCGGACCUCAAUCGCCGAGGUUGGAGACAGGAAGGUGGUGCAGGUGGUCAUGGACAAUGCGUCCAACAACCGUAGGGCGGCCGACAUCCUCCGAGACGGUUUUCAUGCAGUAUUUUUCAACAACUGUGCGGCGCACGUCCUGGACCUGAUGCUCCACGACAUCGGGAGGGUCCUUGCUGUGCGGCGAGUGCUCAACCAGGUGCACAGGGUGGUUAUGAUCGUCAAGGGAAGCGCGUCUGCCGUCACGCUCUUCCACGAGUUGUUUAGCACUUUGUCCUUGGUGCGGCCCGGUGCAACACGCUUCGGCACGCAAGUUAUCAUGCUUGCCCGCUUCCUGGAAGUAAAGAAAGCGCUCAAGGAGAUGAUCAUCAGUGAGGAGUGGGAGUUGGUGGCGGUGGCGCGGUCUGAGGAGGGGCGAGCUGUCCGCCACCUCCUCUUGGAUGAGGUCUUUUGGGAGUGCGCGACAGCGGUCCUCCGCCUCAUGACACCCGUGUAUGAAGUGCUGCGGGUGGUUGACACCCGUGCUCUAGUCAUGGGCCAGAUCUAUGGCCUCAUGCUAGAUGCCACGGUGAAGACAAACAAUGCGGCAGAGGCGGCAGGUAAGCUCCAAAAUGAUGCUGAAACGCACCGCUCUCUUGCCGGCCAAAUGUACACCGCCAACGCUAGCCGUACUAAACCGAGUUGGUCCUCGCAGGACCCCACGCGACAUCAACCCAUCAAACUCCCCGUCAUCGCUGUUUCCGCCAUCGACAGCCAUAUCCCACGCACUAGUACCUCCCGCAACUUGCUCAACAUUCUCUACACGUGGCGAAGGGUGCUCACGACGCCGACGCGAGCGCAAUCCCUCCAACAUUAG